This is a messenger RNA of Elgaria multicarinata webbii, 846 nucleotides long. RefSeq names its product thialysine N-epsilon-acetyltransferase-like. The coding region runs from base 3 to 524 and encodes 173 amino acids. The transcript has 6 exons. NCBI's taxonomy places the organism in Eukaryota, Metazoa, Chordata, Lepidosauria, Squamata, Anguidae. The record is from RefSeq and is a predicted model, not a curated record. Gene Ontology annotation, molecular function: N-acetyltransferase activity.
CGAUGGCCGCCCCCGCCGUCUCCAUCCGCGCGUGCCGAGCCGAGGACUGCGCGGACAUCGUGCGCAUGAUUCGGGAACUGGCCGAGUUUGAGAAUUUGUCUGAGCAGGUAAAAAUCAGUGAUCAAGGUCUCUGUGAAGACGGCUUCUGCCAGGACCCCUUCUAUAAGUGCGUGGUGGCUGAGGUCCCCCGCGAGUGCCAAAGCAAAGAUGGCCACACUCUCAUAGGCUACGGGCUCUACUUCUUCACGUACAGCACGUGGAAAGGCAGGAAUAUCUAUAUGGAAGACCUGUACGUCAUGCCAGAAUUCCGGGGAAAAGGAAUCGGGAAGAAACUCAUGAGCACAAUUGCCCAGAUUGGCUUGGAGCAGGGCUGCACGCAGAUGAAGUUUUCCGUCCUAGACUGGAAUCGCCCGGCCAUCGACUUCUACCUCAGCAAAGAGGCCACGGACCUGACAGCCACGGAGGGAUGGCACGUCUUCCGCUUCGAAGCAGAGGCCAUGCGGCGACUGGCGUCGGGGGAAUGAGCCAGGGCUGAGGGCGUAGGCUGAAGAUCUGGGGUGUCCUGCCAAAUCUUCAGGAGCAGAAGGUCCCUGCUCCCCAGCUCCGUUUUCUCUUGGGAACCCAGCAGUCCUGACCGGCCGCAUCCUUUGUGGUCAACUACAUCAGCCUUCUCCAACCCGGGGCCCUCCAGACGUGUUGGAGGAGAAUCCCAGCACCCCAGGAAUCCCAGCACCCCUCACUCGUGUCAGAGCCUGCGCCAGCUGACAGAACCGGGUAGAAUUUAGCGGCUUCUUUUGGGAGCACCGACUUCAUCAAGGCUUUGUGGGUUAGCAAUCAAAUAGAAAA